Molecule: messenger RNA, 798 nt
Organism: Kickxella alabastrina
Lineage: Eukaryota; Fungi; Kickxellomycota; Kickxellomycetes; Kickxellales; Kickxellaceae
Exons: 1
Coding region: 1-798 (265 amino acids)
Cellular component (GO): nucleus
Molecular function (GO): histone methyltransferase activity; zinc ion binding; protein binding
Source: RefSeq, a predicted model, not a curated record
AUGCCCUGUCCCAAGCAGCACCGCAUCCGGGUGGUCAACACAAUCGACAAGGCGCAGUUACCUUCUGAAUUGACGUACACUGAUGGCUACGUGCGCGGCCCCGAUGUGCCUUACCCGUCGGGCGUCUUGUUCCCAUGUUCCUGCACCGGCGACAAGUGCGGCCACACCUGCGAGUGCAUGGAGGUGAUGUGCUAUGACGAAGAUGGGCUCCUCUGCCUUGAGCUGAAGCAGUCAAUCCACGAGUGCAACUACCUUUGCAAGUGUUCGAUCGAAUGCCCUAACCGAGUGGUGCAGCGCGGUGCCAACAUCCACAUGGAGAUCUUCCGCACAUCGUACAAAGGGUGGGGGGCACGCGCACUGAGGCCGCUGCGCAGGGGCGAGUACGUGUGCAGGUACACAGGCGAACUCAUCACGUACGAGGAUUCGACGCUGCGCGACGUCGACAACACCAGCACGUAUCUGUUUGAUCUAGAUCAUGAAAUUACGCUUGAAGACAGCAACCGUUUUGCCAUCGACGCCCAAAAGUUUGGCAACAUCUCACACUUUUUCAACCACUCGUGCGAGCCCAACUUGGUGAUCAGGGCAGCCUACAUAAAUCACCUGGACCAGCGGCUGCACGAGCUGGCCUUCUUUGCCUGCCGUGACGUCAAGCUCGGUGAGGAAUUGACCUUUGAUUACUCCCCGAGCAUCGCGCUGACUGUGCCUUCAUCAAAGGACGACCAUGAAUCCAACGAAACCUACAAAAAGUUCAGGUGUUACUGUGAUACGCCGCGCUGCCGCAAGGUCAUGUUUGCGUGA